Pungitius pungitius (ninespine stickleback) is the source of this 1084-nucleotide messenger RNA. RefSeq names its product testis expressed 261 (gene tex261). Gene Ontology annotation, molecular function: COPII receptor activity. Bases 160 to 750 code for a protein of 196 amino acids. The record is from RefSeq and is a predicted model, not a curated record. Gene Ontology annotation, cellular component: COPII-coated ER to Golgi transport vesicle; endoplasmic reticulum membrane; Golgi membrane. Lineage: Eukaryota; Metazoa; Chordata; Actinopteri; Perciformes; Gasterosteidae. Gene Ontology annotation, biological process: endoplasmic reticulum to Golgi vesicle-mediated transport. The transcript is spliced from 6 exons.
CCUCGGCCUGCGCCGAAGGCACCGGAGGGAAGGAACUUCGACCGCAGCUCUACAUGGUGCAUUAGCGCUAGUUAGCGGCCAGCUAGCUGUUUUUUUUUCUCCCUGUGUUGUUCUCACCACAUUCUGUGUGUGUGUGUGGGGGGUUUCAUAUGCAGAGAGAUGUGGUUUAUUUAUUUGCUCAGCUGGCUGUCGUUAGUCAUCCAGAUAUCCUUCGUCACUCUGGCGAUAGCUGCUGGCCUGUACUACUUGGCAGAGCUAAUAGAAGAAUACACAGUAGCCACCAGUCGAAUAAUAAAGUACAUGAUAAUGUUCUCGACAGGUGUGCUGGCGAGCCUCUACCUGUUUGAAGGCUUCCCAAUGCUGAUGGUUGGACUCGGCCUCUUCACCAACCUGGUGUACUUUGGCCUCCUGCAGACGUUCCCUUACAUACUACUGAGCUCCCCCAACUUCAUCCUCUCCUGUGUGUUGGUGGUGGUGAACCAUUAUUUGGCCUUCCAGUACUUUGCACAAGAGUAUUAUCCAUUCUCAGAGGUGCUGGCCUACUUCACCAUCUGCUUGUGGGUGAUCCCCUUCGGCUUCUUUGUGUCACUGUCGGCGGGGGAAAAUGUGCUUCCGUCCACCAUGCAACCAGGAGAUGACGUGGUGUCCAAUUACUUCACCAAGGGGAAGAGGGGGAAGAGGUCCGGGAUCCUCCUCAUCUUCUCUUUCCUCAAGGAGGCAGUGGUGCCCAGCCGACAGAAAAUGUACUGAGGAGCUCAAACUCGGGGGGUGGGGGGGUUUGGGGUGGGUCAGAGGUCGCGCGAGUGAGUGAGGUGGAGAUCAAGGGGGAAGCAGGACGCACUUUGGACAUUUGUUUCCGGAUGGGACUCACAACAAAACAGUGGCCAAUGCGGAAGAAGAUCAGAUGAAGAGGACCAACGGACAGACGAGAGCUUUUUUUUUUUCUCCACCGGACGUUUUUCUGUCUCUGUCUUUAAAGCGUUCACGUGAUCUUUGAGAAGCCUCUUUGCAAGGCUUCCCUAACGUCUUGUUGGACUCCAUCAUUUUUUAUUUUUUUUUAAGCUUUGGUAUUUAAAUGCGUAUG